This is a messenger RNA of Mya arenaria, 4353 nucleotides long. Its product is annotated as RING finger and transmembrane domain-containing protein 2-like. Gene Ontology annotation, molecular function: ubiquitin protein ligase activity. The record is from RefSeq and is a predicted model, not a curated record. Lineage: Eukaryota; Metazoa; Mollusca; Bivalvia; Myida; Myidae. Bases 167 to 1399 code for a protein of 410 amino acids. Gene Ontology annotation, biological process: positive regulation of ERAD pathway. The transcript has 11 exons.
AAUUAUUUUAUAUCUAAAAUGAUAUUUUAAGCAACAGAAUUCUAAAUCACACGAAAAUAACCUGUUUUUAAAAUGCGAAAAUAAUGUUGUGAAAAGCUAAAGCUGGCCUCUGGAAACGAAAGUGGAUUUUUUUACUUAGAUUUUCUGCCAAAAUCUUUUAUACAACAUGGCAAAUAAUGAAGAUAGAAAUCCAAGAAGGACCAUUUGGAAUCUGCGAAGUAACAUCAACAACAUUCCUUCAAAUAUUGUUCGAAAUCAGAAUGUUCAACACCAAGUUGGACAGGUUGUGAGAGGGGUGAUACCAGGAGUUAACCCACAGCCAGAGUACCACAGAAACCCAUACCUGCAGCACCUGUACACCCAACAUGAUGUGGACGGGGGCAGACCCCAGGGCACAGACCAGCUUGAUAUGCUGGAAACCCAGCUGCAGGAGGUUAUAGGUCAGCACACAAAUACUCCAGCUGAUGAGGAGGCUGGGCCACACGGACACACACACAGCCAACAGGUGGUGCCACAGGAUUGGAGCGUGCUCCUUGGCUCCUUCACAUUCAUCAUCCUCCUCGCUCUCAGACUCCUAGCAGACCAUGUCCUAGGUAUUUUGGUGUUCUUAGGCUUGUCGCUGGUUUUCCAUUAUGCCAAUACAAGGAUGAUCGAAAUAGUUCAUAUUACUUCACUUAGGGACAAGCAACAUUCUAGAGGGGUUUACAUGUCCGGCCUGUGGCUUGUUGUGUUUUUGACGUUCCAAAUAGCUGUUAUAUACCUGUUCUUUUCCGAACAAGAGCUGCAUAGAGUGCUGUAUUACAGGCUACCAGCCACAUGGAAGGGAGAUGUGUUUGACCUGUUCUGGGUGGCUGUGAUCUCAGACUACACUGUACGUUUUGGUGCCAUCAUUCUGAAGGCCCUAGUUGCAGUCACCCCGACACUCUGCCUUCCACAGAAGAGAAAAGGAAAGUACUACAUGAUGAUAGAGAUGUUAACACAGCUGUACAGAACAACUUUACCGGUGCUUCCUUGGGUCCAUUUUCUGUAUGACCAACCAGUGUCAGGAAAACUUAUAUUUUUCGCCAUUCUAGCAACUGCUUAUGUUAUAGUAAAAAUUUGGAAUUUAUGCCGAAACUUAGUAAUAUUAAAAAAGGCUUUCUUCACAUUCUUAACAGAUGUGAAGUAUGGCGUUGAGCCAAGUGUUGAGGAGGUGAAAUCUCGCGGGGAAAACUGCCCAAUCUGUCAGGACGACUACCAGGAUCCCAUCAUGCUCCAUUGUAAGCACAUAUUCUGUGAGAACUGUGUGUCUAUCUGGUUUGACCGUGAGAAGACAUGCCCGAUGUGCCGCGCGGAGAUACAGCACGAGAGCCCCGUGUGGCAGGAUGGCUCAACCAGUGCUCACUUACAGUGGUACUGAACCACCCAUCUCCAGCUUGUCUGUGUUAUCUAUAUGUGUAGGGUAUUAUUACACUUAACGGGGACUUCAAAUUAUCAUUGGGGAGAGGAGCUGUGGAGGUCUUUAGUAUUUGUAUAGAAUUUGUAUUUUUGGUUUACAUGUAUUUGUUUAUGUUUCACUUAGAGUUGUGUUAUAUAAUAAGAAAGUGUAUGAAAUGUUGUUGAUUAUUAAACUUUGAUGUUGACAAUGUUCAAUAUUACAAUACAAGCAUUAUCUCACUUCUUUAGGGGCCCCAUAAUCAAAGUCACAUAAUCUUGAGAAAAACCAUUAGUAUACAGUGCAAGAAAAUACAUUCUACAACUUCAGAAAAACUUUCAUUUAUUUACAAAUCGCUCAAAUGUAUCGAUCCAUUCAAGGAAUUCAAGUUCUUUCUCAUCAUAUAAUAUUGGCAUGUGGUAUAGCUGGUCUGUUUUCAGGUAUAGUCAUACUUGGUAUUGUAUAACUAUCCAAUGUUUCAGUGUUUGCUGGUGUGCGACUUUACAAAGCCAACCUAGACUAUUAAUUCAAUACCAUUAUGUUCCAUAUAUAUGUAACACUAUACCAUUGUGUUAUACAUACAAAACACAAUACCAUUAUGUUUCAUACAUACGAAACAUGAUACCAUUAUGUUUCAUACAUACGAAACACUAUACCAUUAUGUUCCAUACAUCGUCCGUCCGUCCGGCUCUGUAACUUUCCCUUGUAUGGACAGAUUUUAAAAUAACUUGCCACAUGUGUUCCACAUACCAAGGCGACGUCUGGCAUGCAAGACUCGUGUCCCUACCUCAAAGGUCAAGGUCACACUUAGUCUUUAUUCACAAUGGAGUGCUGCAUAUAAGGACAUAGAGUAUAGGUUGUCGUGUCCGGGCUGUAACUUUCUCUUGUAUGGACAGAUUUUAAAAUAACUUGCCACAUGUGUACCACAUACCAAGACGACGUGUCGCGUGCAAGACCCGUGUCCCUACCUCAAAGGUCAAGGUCACACUAAGUGUUUAUUCACAAUGGGGUGCUGCAUAUAAGGACAUAGAGUAUAGGUUGUCGUGUCCGGGCUGUAACUUUCUCUUGUAUGGACAGAUUUUAAAAUAACUUGCCAAAUGUGUUCCACAUACCAAGACGACGUGUCGCGUGCAAAACCUGUGUCCCUACCUCAAAGGUCAAGGUCACACUUAGUGUUUAUUCACAAUGGAGUGCUGCAUAUAAGGACAUAGAGUAUAGGUUGUCGUGUCCGGGCUGUAACUUUCUCUUGUAUGGACAGAUUUUAAAAUUACUUGCCACAUGUGUUCCACAUACCAAGACGAAGUGUCGCGUGCAAGACCUGUGUCCCUACCUCAAAGGUCAAGGUCACACUUAGUGUUUAUUUACAAUGGAGUGCUGCAUAUAAGGACAUAAAAGUAUAGGUUGUCGUGUCCGGGCUGUAACUUUCCCUUGUAUUGACAGAUUUUAAAAUAACUUGCCACAUGUGUUCCACAUACCAAGACGACGUGUCGCGUGCAAGACCCGUGUCCCUACCUCAAAGGUCAAGGUCACACUUAGUGUUUAUUCACAAUGGAGUGCUGCAUAUAAGGACAUAGAGUAUAGGUUGUCGUGUCCGGGCUGUAACUUUCUCUUGUAUGGACAGAUUUUAAAAUAACUGGCCACAUGUGUUCCACAUACCAAGACGACGUGUCGCGUGCAAGACCCGUGUCCCUGCCUCAAAGGUCAAGGUCACACAUAGUGUUUAUUCACAAUGGAGUGCUGCAUAUAAGGACAUAGAGUAUAUGUUGUCGUGUCCGGGCUGUAACUUUUCCUUGUAUGGACAGAUUUUAAAAUAACUUGCCACAUGUGUUCCACAUACCAAGAUGAUGUGUCGCAUGCAAGACCCGUGUCCCUACCUCAAAGGUCAAGGUCACACUUAGUGUUUAUUCACAAUGGAGUGCUGCAUACAAGGACAUAAAGUAUAGGUUGUCGUGUCCAGGCUGUAACUUUCUCUUGUAUGGACAGAUUUUAAAAUAACUUGCUACAUGUGUUCCACAUACCAAGACGACGUGUUGUGUGCAAGACCCAUGUCCCUACCUCUAAGGUGAAAGAUACACUAAAUGUUUAUUCAAGGGAAUUCUGAAUAUAAGGACAUAACAGUGUAUGUUGUCAAGUAUGGGUGGUAUUUUUUUAUGUUCAGAGGCAAUUUAAAAUAACUUGCCAUAUGUAUUUGACACGUAAAGGCAAGAUCAACUUUUCAUGUACUGACCUUGUUCAUAGGUCAAUGUCACAUUCAGGGGCAUUCGUCACAUACUGUGACAGCUCUUGUUAUUUCUUUAAUUUUAUGGUUUAUGAAAAGUAAAUUAUGCCAUUUCAAUAAAGCACAAUCAAAUAUAUAAAUGUGCAAGGCUUUUAAUAAAAAUUGAAAAUUAAUAAUCGUAAAAACGCAAUUUUUAGAGGAACUUCUUGAUGUCAACGCUGCUUGGCCGGUAACACGGCAAGCCUCAUUACCAGCUUAUGCGCAUGCCCUCAGGUUGGAUUUUUUUUAUCUGUACCAGACACAUGAUGGAUACUUAUAUUGUGCCCAAUUAUGUGAGUGUACCCAGUGGUUUGUAAAGUAAUGAAAUGGCCAUCAAAGUUCUACAAGUAACAUAAUCUUGCCUUGUCCUUGAUUGGUUUAUAGAACAUGAAUAUUUAGGCCCAAAAAGAGGUAAUAUUGUUUUCAUUUAUAUUAAUGAUUUUAUAGUGGAUAUACAAGUUUGUAUAAAUUUCAGUGUUGCUUGAUUUCAUACUGAACCAUUUAUAAAAAAUAUGUUUUCUGUUUUAGGAAACUAGUAAUGCAUUUACAUUUUAAACUGUGGAACAGUCAAUGCGGUGAUAUGAUAUAUGUUCAUGUAUGUGGCUCUGUUUAUAUGAUUUGUUAAUUCUUAGACUAUGGAAUAAUAUGAGACAUUGUUUGUUGAUAAAGGCUUUACAGUGAA